GUGGAGGUUGGAGAUGGAAUAGAAACGGCGGUAGAAUCCGCAAUUAUUCAAUUGCCUCCUCGAAUCGUCGUUCCGUGGCGUUGAGCCUCUUCUUCAUCUGUCUUCUCUUUGACUCACGGACGUUUUCAACCGAGUAAAAACGCGAGAGACAGAAGAUAGGACGAUAAGAGACAAGAGAGACAAGAGAGACGGGAAGACCACCUCGUCUGUCUCUUUUAAAAGCAAACAAAAAAAGUCUCGCGAAUUUUUUUCAUAAACAUCUAGAGAGACCAAAAGAGAGAAAGAGAGAAAUAAAUAAAUAAAUAUAUAUAUAUAUUUAAACACGGUGUACCUAUAUACGAACGAUUAAUGUAAAAAGGAAAAAUCGUUGGAGAGAAAUUCGUCGAUCUAAUAUCGUGAAUGCUUGGAGAACGUUUGGAGAAUAUCAUCCGAAGGAAGAUAUGGACGGCUCGAUGGAACCAAGAACGUUCGACCUGGUCGAUUGCAUCGUUUUCAUUGGGAUGCUAGGUGUUUCCGCGGUAGUUGGGAUCUAUCAAGCUUACAGAUCUCGAAAGAAUCCGGAUGCUGUGCGAGAGUACCUUGUUGGAAGUCAAAACAUGUCUAUAUUUCCUAUAAGCAUGUCUUUAAUAGCCAGUUACAUUUCCGGCAUCUCGAUGCUCGGAUUACCCGCAGAGAUGUACGUUUACGGGACCCAACUAUGGACCAUCAUUAUUGCCGAUUGCUUCGUUUCCCUUACUAUGACCAUAGUUUAUUUGCCGGUCUUUUACGGACUUCAAAUUACCUCGUCGUACGAGUAUCUAGAGCUGAGAUUCAAUCGUAUGGUCAGACUCAUGGGAUCGAUCAUAUUCAUUAUCAAAAUGCUACUUUACAUACCAUUGGUGAUAUACGUGCCGGCGCUAGCGUUCAAUCAAGUAACUGGUAUAAAUCUUCACAUGAUAGCUCUUCUGGUCAGCAUCGUCUGCAUUUUCUACACGACGUUGGGUGGUCUCAAGGCCGUCGUUUGGACCGAUACUAUUCAAAUGAUGGUCAUGUUCGGUAGCGUGAUUACUGUUGUCGUAUUGGGUACCAACAAAGUAGGUGGAGUAUCCGAAGUUUGGCGAAGAAACGUCGAGACAGGAAGAAUAGAGUUCUUCAACAUGGACCCGGAUCCAACUAUUAGGCACACCUUUUGGACCGUCGUUGUUGGUAAUUACUUAAAUUGGCUGGCCACUUGUUCGGUUAAUCAAGCGAUGGUGCAGAGGUGUCUGGCUAUGCCGAACUUGAAAAAAUCCAAUAUAACAAUCAUGAUAAUGGCCGUCGGUAUAGUUACCAUCGUUUCCCUAUGCUGUUACACUGGCAUCGUUAUUUUCGCUGCUUUCUACAAAUGCGAUCCGGUAACAACAAAGCAAAUACGGAAACCCGAUCAGUUGUUGCCGUACUUUGUAAUGGAGAUAGCACGAUCGAUACCUGGUUUACCGGGUCUCUUUGUCUCUGGAGUUUUCAGCGCUGCUCUCAGCACUAUGUCUACUGGUUUGAACUCAAUGUCCGGCGUUAUCUACGAAGAUAUAAUAAAGCCAUGCUUGAGAAAACCAAUCUCGAAUGUUGGUGCCAGUCGGAUAAUGAAAGUGAUCGUAGUCCUAAUGGGUAUCAUUUGCGUUGGAUUGGUUUUCUUGGUUGAAAAACUCAGCAGUUUGAUUCAAGCUGGUAAAAGUUUAUCCGGAAUAACAGCUGGUCCACUUUUAGGGAUAUUCACGCUUGGCAUGUUUUUUCCAUUUGCGAAUUCUGCGGGUGCUCUAACCGGUGGUAUCAUCAGUUUGAAUCUCGUUGCCUGGAUAUCCUUUGGCACGCAAGCUGCCAUUUCGAGCGGUAAAAUUACUUUCCCGGUAAAACCAGUAUCCGUCGAUGGGUGCAUCGAAACAUUGAAAGAUACAGCCAGAAAUUUGACGAACAUCGUUGAAGACACAAUAAGAGAGCAACCAUUUUUUCUAUAUCGGAUGUCAUAUCUAUGGUACACAUGGGUUGGAUUUCUCACAGCGAUUUUCAUCGGGAUUAUUGUCUCGUGGAUCACUGGCCCGAAUAAAUACAAAGUGGGGGAUAUAAAGUUAUACACGCCGAUCAUACACGGUUUCUUACGUUCUAAAAUUUCAAGGGAAACGAACAAGAUGGAACUUUCAAGGAGGAGAGCAGAAAGGAAAAAUCUACAUCACUCUUCGGGAUAUUAGCGAAUACUAUAUAUUCUAAAUUACAUAUUAAUAAGUUCAGACUGUGAUUCCUUAGUAAUCGCGAUAUUUAUUAUCGCUCAAAAAAAAGACCCGAUUUGUCACUCUUUCUCUCUUUCUUUCUCGGAGAGGGAGAAAAAGAGAGAGAGAGAGAGAGAGAGAGAGAGAGAGAGAGAGAGAGAGAGAGAGAGAGAGAGAGAGAGAGAGAGAGAGAGAGCGAGAGAGAGAGAGAGAGAGGUCAUGACUUUCUCGUCGAAGUAUAUCGAGUGAACUCUUAAUUCGAAAGCUAGGCCGAAAAUUGAAAAAUAAUUAAUAUUAUUAGAUUACAGAAUAAUCAAUGAGAUUAGGCAGUGAUUAUCUAUCGUUCGUUCGUUCGUUCGUUCGUUUGUCAUUCAUUCCUAUGUAUGUAUUUUCUGAACGAACCGAAGUAAAUAAUAAACAAGAUUUGUUUUAUCGAU
Molecule: messenger RNA, 2656 nt
Organism: Vespula vulgaris
Lineage: Eukaryota; Metazoa; Arthropoda; Insecta; Hymenoptera; Vespidae
Product: sodium-coupled monocarboxylate transporter 2-like
Exons: 13
Coding region: 441-2201 (586 amino acids)
Biological process (GO): sodium ion transport; transmembrane transport
Cellular component (GO): membrane
Molecular function (GO): symporter activity
Source: RefSeq, a predicted model, not a curated record